AUGGGGUAUAAGCAAGAGAGUGUACAAAACAGUUCGGAAAGGAACAAUACUGAGAGACAAAUAUCUCAGGUUCAGGUGGAGACUCUCAGAUCCGAUACAAAUGACAGAGAUCAAAUGGAGACAGCUGAAUUGAGAAGUGAUGCUACUGAAGGUACAAGUAGAGGUCAAGAAAUUCAAUAUCUUCACGACUACAGGUUAGUCAGGGACAGAGUGAGAAGGGAAAUCAAGCCACCAGAAAGAUUUGGAUAUGCAGACCUUAUUGCAUAUGCUCUUAAUGUUGCUGAAGAGGAAAUAGAGCAAGAACCACUGAGUUAUAAGGAAUCUGUGAAUAGCAAGGAUAGCCAUGAGUGGAUUGAAGCAAUAAGAGAGGAAAUGAUAUCUUUAUAUUGGUAUGAAACUUGGGAACUGAUUGAUAACACUGCAAAGCCCAGAACUAUAGGAUACCCAGGAAAGGAACAUUGUGAAGCUCUUAAAUGGAAUUUAAGAUACAUUAAGGGAUCCAUCACUAAGGGUUUGGUUUUUGGUGGAGAGAAACAAAUCUCAAAUUACCUGAACAGUGUUAAAGGAUAUGUUUAUUCGGAUUAUGCUGGCUGUUUGGACACCAGAAAAUCAAUUACUGGGUACAUUUUUACUGUUUUAGGUACAACUGGACUGAUUCAAGAAUUGGGGAUUCGGCAAACAGCUAUGACAGUAUUUUGUGAUACUCAAAGUGGCAUUCAGUUGUCAAGGAAUCAUGUCCAUCAUGACAGGAAAAAGCAUAUUCAUAUUAAGAUGCAUUUUAUUGGAAAGAUCAUUCAGGGAGGGACUGUUUUGAUUGAUAAAAUAUCUACCAACCGGCAACCUUUUCUACUUCUUAGACCUUAUAAAUUUGAAGUAAUGUCAGCUAGUCUAAUGUCAAAAAGGGCAGACACUCUGAUCUUUGCUUAG
Messenger RNA from Humulus lupulus (European hop), 927 nucleotides. RefSeq lists its product as uncharacterized. NCBI's taxonomy places the organism in Eukaryota, Viridiplantae, Streptophyta, Magnoliopsida, Rosales, Cannabaceae. The record is from RefSeq and is a predicted model, not a curated record. The transcript is spliced from 3 exons. Bases 1 to 927 code for a protein of 308 amino acids.